Molecule: messenger RNA, 2822 nt
Organism: Arabidopsis lyrata subsp. lyrata
Lineage: Eukaryota; Viridiplantae; Streptophyta; Magnoliopsida; Brassicales; Brassicaceae
Product: ATP-dependent zinc metalloprotease FTSH 11, chloroplastic/mitochondrial
Exons: 17
Coding region: 96-2513 (805 amino acids)
Biological process (GO): proteolysis
Cellular component (GO): membrane; chloroplast thylakoid
Molecular function (GO): metalloendopeptidase activity; ATP hydrolysis activity; ATP binding
Source: RefSeq, a predicted model, not a curated record
GUCUCCAAGUAAAGUCUUCUCUUUUGCUCUGAAUAAAAAGAGUAAGAGAAGAAGGAAGGAAGAAGAUAAAGGAUUCAAAAACCCUAAACACUCCAAUGUCUUCUUCUACUCUUCAAGCUUCUCUUUUUCUUCGUCUUCCUCUCCAUACUUGUUCCUUUAAGCCUUAUCCUUGUCUCUUCUCUUCUUCUUUGAGUUAUCAUCCUCAAUCUCUUUCCAGUUUCUACCGUUUUUCUUCAGUUCUUCACAACUCUCGAUUUCGUCCCCUUCCUUGCUCAUUGCGCCAAGACAAUGUCGCUUCCGAUUCCGAUUUCCUUCCCAAAGACUCCGCUUUUGUUACCGAUGGUGAGAUUAGGGAUUCAGCUGAGAGUAAUAGAUUGGUUACGGAUACGGAGGUUUCGGAAUUAGAGACGAAUGAUAGAUUUGUGGGUGGUGAAGGGACGAGUGAAGCGGAGGUUAGUAAUGGAGUGACGGAAGGCAAGGAGCAAGAUCAGAAGAAGAGCAAGUUUCGAAUUGUGGUGUUGAUGAUGGCACUAUGGACGGCGAUAAAGAGAGCUAUCGAGAAAGUCAUGGAGUGGGAAUGGUUAAGCUGGUGGCCUUUCUCUCGCCAGGAGAAGCGGCUCGAGAAACUUAUUGCUGAGGCUGAUGCUAAUCCAAAGGACGCAGCUUUGCAGGGUGCUUUAUUGGCUGAGCUCAAUAAACACAUUCCUGAGGCUGUUGUUCAACGGUUUGAACAAAGGGAACACGCAGUGGAUAGUAGAGGAGUUGCUGAAUAUAUUCGAGCUCUUGUCAUUACUAAUGCUAUUUCGGAGUAUCUUCCUGAUGAACAAACGGGGAAGCCAUCUAGUCUUCCUGCACUGUUGCAAGAGCUGAAGCAUCGUGCAUCAGGCAAUAUGGACGAAUCAUUUGUGAAACCUGGUAUAUCUGAGAAGCAACCAUUGCAUGUUACCAUGGUUAAUCCUAAAGUUUCAAACAAAUCAAGAUUUGCGCAAGAGCUUGUCUCUACGAUCUUGUUCACAGUUGCGGUGGGAUUAGUGUGGUUAAUGGGUGCAGCUGCUCUGCAAAAGUAUAUUGGAAGUCUUGGAGGAAUUGGAACUUCGGGUGUUGGUUCAAGCUCUUCAUAUUCCCCAAAAGAACUGAACAAAGAAAUAACGCCAGAAAAGAAUGUCAAAACAUUCAAGGACGUAAAGGGUUGUGAUGAUGCAAAACAAGAGCUUGAGGAGGUAGUUGAAUAUCUUAAAAAUCCAUCAAAGUUUACCCGCCUUGGAGGAAAGUUGCCAAAGGGAAUUCUUCUAACCGGGGCACCUGGUACUGGAAAGACAUUGCUGGCCAAAGCAAUUGCUGGAGAAGCUGGAGUACCCUUCUUCUAUAGAGCUGGAUCUGAAUUUGAAGAGAUGUUUGUUGGAGUAGGUGCUCGCCGUGUGAGAUCCUUGUUUCAGGCAGCGAAGAAAAAGGCACCUUGUAUCAUUUUCAUUGACGAAAUUGAUGCUGUUGGAUCCACAAGAAAACAAUGGGAAGGGCAUACAAAGAAGACACUGCAUCAACUACUUGUUGAAAUGGAUGGUUUUGAGCAGAAUGAGGGAAUAAUAGUUAUGGCUGCAACAAACUUGCCUGAUAUACUUGAUCCAGCCCUGACAAGACCGGGUAGAUUUGAUAGACAUAUUGUCGUACCCAGUCCGGAUGUCCGUGGACGCCAAGAGAUUUUGGAACUCUACCUCCAAGGCAAACCUAUGUCAGAAGAUGUAGAUGUUAAAGCAAUUGCUCGUGGAACUCCUGGAUUCAAUGGUGCUGAUCUUGCAAACCUGGUAAAUAUUGCUGCCAUAAAAGCAGCUGUUGAAGGGGCUGAGAAGCUAUCUUCUGAGCAAUUGGAAUUCGCAAAGGACCGAAUAGUCAUGGGCACAGAGAGGAAGACAAUGUUCGUAUCAGAGGACUCAAAAAAGCUCACUGCAUACCAUGAGAGUGGUCAUGCUAUUGUCGCUUUGAACACGAGAGGUGCGCACCCGAUCCACAAAGCGACUAUAAUGCCACGUGGAUCUGCAUUGGGAAUGGUUACACAGUUACCUUCAAACGAUGAAACAUCAGUGAGCAAGAGGCAGUUAUUAGCUCGUCUUGAUGUAUGUAUGGGGGGAAGAGUUGCAGAGGAGCUCAUCUUUGGCUUGGACCAUAUCACCACUGGAGCGAGUAGUGAUCUGUCCCAGGCCACUGAACUUGCACAAUACAUGGUAUCGAGUUGUGGGAUGAGUGAGGCAAUAGGACCAGUUCAUAUCAAAGAAAGACCAAGCUCUGAUAUGCAAUCACGCAUUGAUGCAGAGGUUGUGAAGCUUCUUCGAGAGGCAUAUGAGCGAGUGAAGUCUCUCUUGAAACGGCAUGAGAAGCAGCUACAUACAUUAGCAAACGCACUUCUAGAGUAUGAAACUCUAACCGCAGAGGACAUAAAGCGUAUUCUCCUUCCAAAGCAAGAAGGUGAGAAGUUUGAAGAGCAACAACAAGAAGAAGGAGACUUGGUAUUGGCCUAGUCACAUCAUUCAUUACCAUAAACACACCUCUUUGGGUGAAAAAGGGAGGUUCAAAGCUUUGUACAGAGUAAAUCUCCCAUAGCUUCUACAACAACAACCAAAAGAAAAAACAUGUGAAAUUAUUGAUCUCAUGUUACAAAUUAUUGUAGUUUUUAUUUCAUUAGCUCAUUAGUUUUCACUUCAACCUGGAACCUUUUUCCCUUUUUGACAUUCUGUUCAGUUCUAUGAAGAAAAAUGUAAAACAACAUUGAAAAGAAUGUAAUUGUGGUCUUUAAUCUCUGAUGUGAUUUUGAAGGCCAAUGAAUCUUA